UCCAAGACCUGAGCCAUGAGCAGAAUACGAAAAGCUUCCAGUGAAACAGCAAUCUGCUCUGGAAAUCUGGGAUCAGGCUUACACUGAUUUUUUAACUCUGCAUUAACCAUGGUAUUUACUCAAAAAAUGAAGACAGUGUUGCUCUUUGUUUGUCUUUUUGGCCUUGCCUUUGCAUACACAAAUUCGUCAUCCUCAUCAAGUGAAAGCAGUGAGAGCAGUAAGUCUGACUCUUCUGAUUCAUCUUCUGAAGAGAGUCAUACUACAGGACCUGCUGUGACAGCAACUGCUAAACGACUUACCUUUCCCAGAGGAGACAAUUUUAGAGCAAGACGGGACCUUGUUUUGAAUCUGCUCAAGCGUGAUUUGAAAGGAAAAAAGAGAGGAUCUAGCAGUGAAUCUGAUGACAGCACAACACAUUCAGAGGAUCGCAGCUCAACCACAAAGAGCACCAGUACCCACUCCCAUUCCUCAGAAAGUUCUGAAGAACACACAAAUCCCACUCUGCAGAAAGUUGUUUUUACACCUGAGCCUAACACAUCUGAGGAAAGCUCUGAAGAGAGAACAACCAAGAUUCCUGUUGUUUAGUAUGAAAAAUUGGCAUAUCUCAGCACAUUUAUUGUUUUGUUAACUUGUUUAGUCUUCUGCUCUUAUAUGUGUAUGAAUGUAUACGUGUUCUGUAUUAAUGACAUUUCCACUAUUAUUGCCACAGUACUCUAGCUGCAGGUCUGCAGGUCUGUAGGAACACAUAUCACAUAGGAGCAUGUCUAUGUCUAACCCUUUUGUGCUGCUAUUAAACCUGCAAUUCAAGAGGAUUCUUGAUUUUCUGAAUUAUAUGGCAAACCCCCAAGUCCAUAGAAAUUAUGAUUAGUUACCUACCUUUAUUAUAUUAAUCAGGUUAAAAUGUUUUUUCCAGUAUAAGUAAUAAAAUAGAUUUGAUUGCAUUACAUUUAAAGCAAUGACACCAGUUACAUAUUUUACCUACUUGCUUAUCCUUAUCGAAUCAAAACACUACACCUUGAGACCAGAUCACAAGCUUUCAAAUAGCUUGUACCUUGUGGCUAUUUAAGUCAAUAUUUCUGUAUCCUCUGUGAAGGAUUUAGCCUAACACUGAACCCAAUGGGAACCCUAAUUUGCAUAUUGAAAUUUGAAGUGACUGCACCAUUUUAAAAAAAAGUCACGUAAAACUAGUGUUUGGGUCGGGUUUUGCAUGCAACUCAGCCAAAGCUGAAUUAUACAAAAAGUGCUGGGAAUCUGUCAAACAGAAUGCUGGAUCUGGUGUAUACCUAAUUUAAAGGUCCAUGCUUUUAAAUAUGUACAGGUUUCUGGUCUCUGAUCAAAAGUGUCUCCAGAAAUCGUAAUUACAUACCAAAGGUGUGAUACUUUUGUGGUUAUUGUAAAAUGCAAAGACAUUCUAUGAUGGGGUUCAUAUUUUUGAGGUCCUGCCUGUUCCAGAACUAUCCAUUCUGAGUUGUAGGUCUACAAGAGCUUGAGAUUAUGCUAUCUCCUCUUUUUUCUUUUAUGUAUUGUACCAUUAUUCAGAAGAUGUGUUUUUCAAGGGUGUAUGUGUGGAAUAAAUAUAAAAUAAUUUAAUUCCUGCUGCUAAAAGUUAGUUAUCAAUACACUGAAAGCCUGCUACUUUAACAACAUAGACACGUAUACAAACUUUGAUGUGUAGAUGUGGAGACAAGCAAGUGUUUUUCUUCUGCAUGCAUUAAUACUUGAUUCUAACUUGUAAGUAACUGUAUACAUGAACAAAUCUAAAGUUAUUUCAUUAUCUUUUAUGACAUUUUCCAAAUAAGAUUCUUUCUGGAACAUGUUACUGUUUUCACUUUGAAGUCUAAUAAAAACCUAACUAUAUCAAUA
Molecule: messenger RNA, 1863 nt
Organism: Xenopus tropicalis (tropical clawed frog)
Lineage: Eukaryota; Metazoa; Chordata; Amphibia; Anura; Pipidae
Source: RefSeq, a predicted model, not a curated record